Messenger RNA from Uloborus diversus, 978 nucleotides. RefSeq lists its product as uncharacterized. The transcript has a single exon. The record is from RefSeq and is a predicted model, not a curated record. Bases 1 to 978 code for a protein of 325 amino acids. NCBI's taxonomy places the organism in Eukaryota, Metazoa, Arthropoda, Arachnida, Araneae, Uloboridae. Gene Ontology annotation, cellular component: nucleus. Gene Ontology annotation, molecular function: DNA binding.
AUGGGUUUCAAUAGGGUUCAGCUCACACAAUACUUUGACAAUUUGGAGUCCGCCUUGAAAAAGUACAAGUUCAACUUCAACCAAAUAUUUAAUAUGGACGAAACUGAUGUCCAGACAGUCCCAAACAAACUUCCUCUGCACGUUGCUCCUAAAGGAAAAAGGAGUGGUGCCAAAACUGUUGCCGCUGAGCAGGUGAAAACUGUUACUGCUGUGUGUGCUAUGAAUCCACUUGGCCACUAUAUCCCACUCUACUUCAUUUUUGAUAGAAAAAGCGAGAACCGCCAACUGCUUCGAGGCGGUCCAAUAGGGUGUGACAUGGCGGUAACAGAUAAGGGAUAUGUGGAUAUUCCAACGUUUACCAAAUGGUUGGAACAUUUUAUCCAGCAUACCAGCCCAAGUCUUGAAAACACUAUCUUACUAAUUUUAGAUAACCAUGCUUCCCAUAAAAGUCUAGAGGCUGUUACUUCAGCAAAAUCUAAACACAUCCAUCUUCUCACGAUACCUCCUCAUAGCAGCCACAAAACACAACCACUGGAUCGCAGUUUCUUUGGUCCACUCAAGUGUUAUUAUGAUGUUGCUGUUGAUCAAUGGAAUGUUGCUAAUCCAGUUCAGACCUUUGACGUGUACAGCGUUGCUGUAACAUUCAAAAUUGCUUUUGAAAAGGCUGCAACUACUACAAGUGCUGCUCAAAAUUUCAAAUCAACAGGCAUUUUCCCCUUCGUUCCCAAAAUCUUCGAAUAUUUUCUGCCGUCAGAAGUAACUAACCAAGAGCUUCCUGAAGACGAGGGCGACAAUAGAACAAUUGUAUUUGAUGACAUAAAUCUUCCCAACACUGAAAAUAAUUCAUCUGAGUCAGUAAUUUUGAAAGAUAUAUCUUCUGAUCUGGGAGCGUCUACUUCUACUAUCAUGCCAGCACAAGAGUGCAAAACAAAAAAAAUUGAUGAAAAUUUAUUUACAGUCAACCUCCACAAAAGAUGA